This is a messenger RNA of Oncorhynchus nerka (sockeye salmon), 4960 nucleotides long. Its product is annotated as neuroligin-2-like. Gene Ontology annotation, cellular component: plasma membrane; cell surface; postsynaptic specialization membrane. NCBI's taxonomy places the organism in Eukaryota, Metazoa, Chordata, Actinopteri, Salmoniformes, Salmonidae. The record is from RefSeq and is a predicted model, not a curated record. Gene Ontology annotation, biological process: postsynaptic membrane assembly; synaptic vesicle endocytosis; modulation of chemical synaptic transmission. The transcript is spliced from 9 exons. Bases 1389 to 3893 code for a protein of 834 amino acids. Gene Ontology annotation, molecular function: neurexin family protein binding; signaling receptor activity.
UAACGGAGGGGGAAUGGGUAGGUUAGUGCUGCCCGCUAUUUUGGAAGAGAAGAUUUUCUUCCGUUUGAACCAGUAAUACUGUACAGAAAUGCUAAUACAUCUGAUGGGGUAAAGAUAAAACAUUCGAAAAGAAAAGCAACAAUCUGGAUUCUAGAGGGCCGGAGUGAAUGUAGGGAUGCUCGAGCGUUGUCACAGCGACACAACUUGCUAGGACAUUGUGCACGCGCCCCGCCGAGAGGCAGCGUGAGCGAGCUAAAGAAGCAAUCGCACAAGCGCAGCAUCUUUUCGGUGCAUGGCUAUAACGGGUCGGAGGGGAAUCACGGAAAACCACCGCUAUUACCCAGAGAAGAAGCAGGCAAGCACCACCAUGAUUCAAAUCGUCCUCGCUAUUUAAACUGUCGUUUGAGCUAUCCUCUCCACCCGCAAAGGGCAAGCGGGGAUGUUUUUGGGGGGUUGAAAAUCAACCUGCUUGCAAAAUCACUGUUGCCAAUGUAUGUAGACGAGGAAUUAGACUAGAUAUAAUUUAGUUGUCAGCAAAUGAGUUAUAAAGAUAUAUAUAGAGACUCGUCAGAUGAAAAGCCAAAGCUGGAAGAAUGAUUCCAAAAUCAGUCUACAUGCCUUCAUCUCGUGUAUAAUGCGCCUCACGCAGCAAUAGGCUUUAUUUGUUGGUAGCCUUUUCCUUUCGUCGUUGUCUCCCUGUCCCUCAUCAGAAUGUGGUAGUCCGGUCAAUCUACCGGGAUUGAGCGGGUGUUGUCGGUAAACAGAACCAGUGAAGCUUUCUAAAACCGUCUCCUUCUCCAAAGGACUAUGCUUCAAUAUUUCCCCAUCUAGAGGAACGGCGUGACAGCGAUCUGGAAGUCAAAGAGGAUUCCUUUUGAAAACCCCCCUUGGAAUCUUGCUACCCUUUAUACCACAUAACAGGGUCCGUUUGUGACGGCGACAGUUGACCAGGAACUGUGACGGCAGACCUCGACCGCGAUGAGGACCGUACAGGAGGAUGGAACGUAACAGAGUUCUGAUCGUGGAACCGUUCUCGACAGCGACCGUAGAACACCAACACUGACCACAACCACGCCUUCUAAAGACCGCCCGGUCUCUCCCUAACCCCCAACCUCUCCCGCCCCCUGUAUUACACCGCACCACCCGCGCCACUCCACUCCUCAUCCACCCAUCCUCCUGUACUCCCUCCCUCGCUCCAGACCUCCACCCUUUCGGAGGGUCCACUUUUUCUUUCAUUAACACUCUCAACUACCCCUUCUCUCCUAUUCUCUUUCUAUUCCAUUUCCCUCCAAUAUUCUAUAUCUUCAUGAACAUUGAGUCCUCUUUGGAACCCUAACAUAGACGGACGAAUAUCGUUGAGUUGGAGGUGGAGUCUAUAGCUAUCAGUCAUGUAUCUUUUCCCUCUAUCCCUGUGUAAGCCAAAUAGGCGGGGUCUCAGCGUUAGUCCCCGCCCCCGCUGCAACAUGGCCGACACCUGUCUAGUCUGGCUGUUGGGCCUGGCUCUCCGCCUCUCUCUGACCUCCUGCCAGAAGAUAGACCCUGCCAACAAGCUGCCCACGGUGACCACCAACUAUGGCAAGCUGCGCGGGCUCAAAAAGGACCUGAACAACGAGAUCUUGGGGCCAGUGGAGCAGUACCUGGGCGUGCCCUACGCCACUGCGCCCAUCGGCGACCGCCGCUUUCAGCCACCCGAGGCUCCGGGCUCUUGGCAGGAGAUCCGCAACGCCACAGCAUUCGCCCCGGUAUGCCCGCAGAACGUGCAUGGCGUGCUGCCGGAGAUCAUGCUGCCGGUGUGGUUCACCGACAACCUGGAUGUGGCGGCCAGCUACAUCCAGAACCAGAGCGAGGACUGCCUCUACCUCAACGUCUACGUGCCCACCGAGGACGGUCCGCUCACAAAAAAACACCAUGAGUCUACAAUGAACAGACCGAGAGAUGAAGACAUCCGUGACCGCAGGAAGAAGCCGGUGAUGCUGUUCAUUCACGGCGGCUCCUACAUGGAAGGAACCGGAAACAUGUUUGACGCCAGCGUCCUCGCCGCCUACGGCAACGUCAUCGUGGUCUCUAUGAACUAUCGUCUGGGCGUGCUCGGUUUCCUGAGUACAGGGGACCAGUCAGCCAAGGGGAACUACGGUCUGUUGGACCAGAUCCAGGCUCUGCGUUGGCUCAAUGAGAACAUCGGCCAUUUUGGGGGCGACCCCGAGCGCAUCACCAUCUUCGGCUCUGGCGCCGGGGCAUCCUGCGUCAACCUCCUCAUCCUCUCGCACCACUCCGAGGGGUUGUUCCAGAGGGCCAUAGCCCAGAGUGGCUCAGCCAUCUCCAGCUGGUCGGUCAACUACCAGCCCCUCAAGUACACCAAGAUCCUAGCCCGGAAGGUAGGCUGCAGCCACUCAGAGACGGCAGAGUUGGUGGACUGCCUGAGGAAGAAGAACUUCAGGGAGCUGGUGGAUCAGGACAUCCAGCCGGCCCGCUACCACAUCGCCUUCGGACCCGUAGUGGACGGAGACGUGGUGCCGGACGACCCUGAGAUACUCAUGCAGCAGGGGGAGUUCCUGAACUAUGACAUCCUGAUUGGAGUGAACCAGGGAGAGGGGCUGAAGUUUGUAGAUGACAGUGAAGACAAUGAUGGGAUCUCAGCUGCAGCGUUCGACUACACCAUCUCUAACUUUGUGGACAAUCUCUAUGGAUAUCCUGAGGGUAAGGACAUCCUGAGAGAGACCAUUAAGUUCAUGUACACUGACUGGGCCGACCGUGACAACGGAGACAUGAGGAGAAAAACCCUCCUCGCCCUGUUCACGGACCACCAGUGGGUGGCGCCAGCGGUGGCCACGGCCAAACUGCACGCCGAGUUCCAGUCUCCCGUUUACUUCUACACCUUCUACCACCACUGUCAGACGGAGACACGGCCGGAGUGGGCGGACGCAGCCCACGGGGAUGAGAUCCCCUACGUGUUCGGGGUUCCCAUGAUCGGAGCCACCGACCUCUUCCCCUGCAACUUCUCUAAGAAUGAUGUCAUGCUCAGUGCUGUAGUCAUGACGUACUGGACAAACUUUGCUAAGACGGGGGACCCCAACCUGCCGGUGCCUCAGGACACCAAGUUCAUCCACACCAAGCCCAACCGCUUCGAGGAGGUCAUCUGGACCAAGUUCAACUCCAAGGACAAGCAGUACCUCCACAUCGGUCUGAAGCCCCGCGUCAGGGACAACUACCGAGCCAACAAGGUGGCCUUCUGGCUGGAGCUGGUCCCUCACCUACAUUCCCUCCAUGAUGAAUUCCCCCCCACCACCAGGCUACCUCCAGGCAGCACCCGCCCCCCCGGGGUCCCCUGGAAGCCCAAACCCCGCACCACAGGCCACCCCUACCCCACAUUCCCUGACCCCGUGGAGCCCUAUGGAUCAGAGCGGCCCAGACUGGACCUCUUCCCCGGUGACACACGGGAUUAUUCCACAGAGCUGUCGGUGACAGUGGCGGUGGGGGCGUCGCUACUCUUCCUCAACAUCCUGGCAUUCGCUGCGCUCUACUACAAGCGGGACAAGCGGCAGGAGAUGCGGCGCCACCGGCUCUCCCCGCAGCGCCACGGCGGGCCCUCCAACGACCUGGCGCACAGCCAGGAGGAAGAGAUCAUGUCCCUGCAGAUGAAGCACUCGGAGCAUGACCCGCACCACGACAUGGAGCCCCUCCGGCCCCACGACAUCCUGCGGCCCGCCUGCCCGCCCGACUAUACUCUGGCCCUGCGGAGGGCCCCGGACGAUGUGCCCCUCAUGACCCCCAACACCAUCACUAUGAUCCCCAGCACCAUCACCGGCAUGCAGCCCCUCCACCCCUUCAAUACCUUCCCCAGCACCGGCCACAACAACACCCUGCCCCACCCCCACUCCACCACACGCGUAUAGUAAAGCUAGAGCUCCCCCUGGGGGACCAGUGGACCAAGUACUACGCUCUCUGGCUCCCUCUAUAUGGAUAUCUCUCUCUCUCUCUUACUCUCUGUUUCUCCAACCGUCAGCCUGCUGCCCUGAUGCUGUGUACUUCCUACAGUGCCACCUGUUGAGGUUAAGUGGAAGUGCAGCUGAACUGCAGGGGCAGCAGAUGUUAAGGGGGGACAUUGAGACAUUUAGAAACUAUUUUGAUGGGGUCUCGUAUUCUCUGACUCUGACAGCCCCUAGACCUUGCCAGAGGACAAUCCUCUUACUGUGCUUUUCAUUUUGUUGAUUUUACAUCCUCCUUUUUAUCCGUUUCUGUGCUGUAAUAGGGUUGGAGAUAGUUUUUUGGGGUGUUGGGUAAAGUGACCUCUGAUAUAUUGGAAAACCUCUAUCUCUCUACUCAUGUCAUCUGCUUACUUGAUAUAGUGUUUUCUCUUUUCUACAUCCAUCUCGUUCCCUCUGUAGUUCUAAACCCCCCUCAAAUGAACCCCUCAGCCCACCCUUAGGAAUUGUUGGGAGUCUUUUUCAUACAAGGCGUACAGUACAUACAGUUAGCAUCUAUCAUGAAAAUAUUGAUAUUCUGAUAUCGUCUUUCUACCAGCAUUCUUGGUGCCAAGUACUGUGUUGUUUUCCCAUAGGAGGGAACUGAGAGAGAAUCAAGAGUGUGGAGCUGUAUCAAGAUAGCCUACUGACUGUGUUCAUGAAAAGUGCCAAUUUGGCCUAUCUUGUGUGCUUUUUUCUUUGAUUGUUUGAUUGUUGCUUUCAGUUCUUAUUUUUUUUUGUGGAAAGAAGUUUAAGUGUAUAGAUAUAUAGUUAUAUAUAAAUGUGUACAAAGAAGAAGAUAUAUAAAUGGCUUUCUCAGUGGGGGAUCUAUGCAUGAAUUAUUUUUUUAAAUGAUGAUGGGGGAAGGACACUGGAUAGUCAAUGUUUCCACACUUCUCCUGUUUUAAACCAUUUCUAUCUCUAUUUCAUAUGCUUUUUCUUCCUAUUUUAUUCUUCAAAAAACAAAAAAUGGAGGCAAUUAAAAAAAACUGCACGGA